Molecule: messenger RNA, 18109 nt
Organism: Dendronephthya gigantea
Lineage: Eukaryota; Metazoa; Cnidaria; Anthozoa; Malacalcyonacea; Nephtheidae
Exons: 110
Coding region: 660-17300 (5546 amino acids)
Biological process (GO): G protein-coupled receptor signaling pathway; cell surface receptor signaling pathway
Cellular component (GO): membrane
Molecular function (GO): protein binding; G protein-coupled receptor activity; calcium ion binding
Source: RefSeq, a predicted model, not a curated record
AUUUGGUAAACAUGAUUGCUUGCCAAAUACUGAUUCUAUGUCUGAGGACUUCUCAGGAUAAAAAGCAAUCGAAAGAAUUUGAAAUCAUCUUAAUAUAUGAGUGAAGGGAACUGAUUUGAAUGAAGAAUGAUCAUAUAAGACAUAUUAAAUAUAUCCAAUGCUGUCGACAGUGAGUGUUUAAUCUAUACGUACAUGCUUUCCGCACUUCAAAUCUUGUUUUUUGUCUUCUCAGGAAACUUCAUAGCCUUUUGCAAAGUAAUGUGUAAUGAUUUUUAUUCAAACUUAGCCUGCGAGUGCUUCGGUAUAUUUUCGAGCCGACCAGAAGUAAAGAAAUAUAUGUUGUCGUUUCCUUAUCACGCGCUGUCAUCAUGCACUGAGAAACCUCUUUCACUGAAGUAUAAGGAGAAAUUAAGACUAACAAUUAUUGACAAUGAUUGUAUUACUCAGGUCAAUCGAUUACUCCAACUGAGCGGCCACUAGGUUUAGACGGUUCGGUGUUAUUUCGGAACUUUCAUUCGUCGAGCAUCAGACUUGUCCAUGGUAAACCAAAGGUCGCAGGUUCGAUCCUACCGUGGUGAGGCUAAUUUUUAGCUUGCCUGGUUGGUAUGUAACCCAAUUACCAGUUUCUUGAAGACGAAGUGUGAUGAAAGGUCGGGGCAAUGAUUGUGCCCAACCUUUACUGGUUAUUCCUAGUGUGGUCAUCCUCAAAUAUAAUUGUUACAACGUCAGCAACGUGUUCUUCCGCCUGUCUCAACGGAGGUUCUUGUGUUACUGAUGAUGGGAGUGGAGAGAGCAGGUGUAACUGUCCAGCCAGUUACAUCGGAGUUGACUGUUCUCAAGCUAUAGAGUGCAACGAUGAUAGUCAGUGCUUUGGGAAUAAGACUUGUCAAGAGUAUAACGGCCAGAGAUAUUGUGAUUGUGGUGACGAUGCAACUGGUUUUUACUGCAAUAUGAGUGUCAGCAAAGAUCUCACAGUCUCAACGAAUGGAUUACUACAUUACUGGGGAUUUAACAUUAUUCUAUUCGGAAAUCGCUUUAUCGACAAAGUUAGCCGUAUUCAUUUUACCAGAUAUGGAGAUGCGCGUAUUUACAAAUCUGUUGACCUUGGUAAUGUUGCAAAAUUAGAUCGUGAUGGCUCAGGAGCACUGAUUUCAGCGACAAUUAAAGAUCCUUGCUUGGUAAACCCAGUACAUUGCACAGAGGGAUUAACCGUAUCAUUUUGGCUGCAGUAUUUAUCUGGAGAGAUCGUAUUGCGCAUGGGCAAUGCUGGUUUUCACGUCUUUGUUAAAGCAGGGAAAUUCUUCAUCACUUACCAAGGUGUGGACAAGAGCUGGACUAUUGAACGUAGCUGCAUCCCUAUGGGUGUCUUCCUCGUGACAGCCACGUGGAAAGAGGCAGAUGGAUUGAAGUAUUACGAAAACGGGAAACUUGUCGUCUCAACCAAUAUUUCUGAUGCAAAUCAAACUCCUGGAUAUUUUGAUGAUGUCAUCACAGUGGGCUAUGAGAAAACUUCCAGCGGUGAAAGCUUUUCAAGUUUGCUCAUUGAUGACCUGAUUAUAUGGAAACGAGCACUUAAUUCUUCAGAAGUCGAACAACUGCAUAAGAAUGGAACCUCAUCUAGUGUUGGUCGUGCAUCAUGUCUGUCAACACCAUGUGACUCAGGAACCUGGUGUGCUCAAGACUACUCCGCUAAUACACGCAAGUGUGUGCAGCCCACAAAUCAAGAUUGUUCUUUUGAGAAUAGUGUGUGUAAUGGUUUUGGAGAUGUCAGUGCUGCGAUAACUGGUAUUGGUAAUCAGAAUGUAUUUAUGGGGAAUAUGCCCUAUUAUGAUCAUACUUCUGGAAAAUGUGAAGAUCCCACUGCGAAAUUUUUGACAUUCAGACAACUGCCUGGAGGCAGCCUCUCCUCUUCUAUUUCUCAGUUUUCUGGAGGACAAUUGUUCCGUUUACGAUUCUGGUUUUUCAUCUACGGACAGGACGAAGGAGUUUUGUCCGCUUCUAUUAAACAUGCUUCUGAAACUUUAUCAAUCUGGAACACAACUUCACGUGGUGUAAGGAACUGGCAAUAUAAACAAUUUGAAAUGAAAGUGAAUUCAUCUUUCUCGGCAAAUUUAGUGGCGUUUUUCGCUGGUCCAAAUCUGGCGAUUGCUUUGGAUGAUCUUAGUCUUCAAGUUUGUGAUCCUAAUGUUCAGCCGAACGUCACUAAUGUAACUGCCGAGGAUAAUGGUGGUGUGAAUAUCACGUGGUCACAUGGUGGUUGUUCUCUCAUAUUUCCUUUUACAACCAUGGUAUAUUACCAAACAGAAUCAACAGAUGAGACAGUGAAUGGUUCCACAAACUGGACUCUACUAACCAACACAAACAGCACUUUUCAUGUAAUCUCUUCAAUUCUACUUUACCCUAACACCACACUUACAAUCAAACUAAAUACACGCUAUGUUGUGAAUGGUGAUGUUGUAUUCAGUGAUGAUAGUGCGGUGUUCAAUUUCCUGAUUCCAGAUUCUUUCAUAUCCUCCAUUAUCCAAGUUGAUGCCCCAGGACUGCCAAACUCGUUUCGUGGCUUGUUGGUGAAAAGAGGGACAAAUCUCACAGCUACAUGUCAAGUUGCUUCAGUAAUAAAACCAACUUUAAUACUGAAACGAGACCCUAUUCUUUUAUGGCCAGUCGAAACACUUGCUACGUUUAACAAUCCCCGCUCUGAAGGCAAAAAUCUGUGGAAAAUUGACAUAGAUAUCCCACCUUUCGACAAAGACGUUGCUGGUAAAUACACUUGCGAAACAAAGAUUGGAAAUAAGAGUGUUCAACAUAGAGAGCUGUAUCUCAAUAUACAAGGUUAUUUUGAAGCAGUUGCCACUUCGAGUUCGUCAAGCGAAUAUAUCGCCAACUUCGAUUCCAGUUUUGUAUUUUUCUUGAUUGGUUUGGGGGAAGCAUUUGAUGAGUUUAUCUUUGAAAGAAAAGAUUGGUCAACAGGACAGUACGUACGCAGCUCGGCAAGGGCUGGGCAAGGUUGGACGCUACAAUUUUUUGCUGUUCUUUUUGGAGUUUACGAUAAAUGCAGAUGUGCUCAUACCGGACAACAUAGCUUUAGUGUCAGGACUGAUGGUACCAGCAAAAGAUAUCUGUUUCCGAAAACACUGCGAUUAAAAGACCCAGAUCCCCCCACAUCCGUCACAGUAACAUACAACGGUACCAGCCGAGCUGUGGUCCAGUGGUACUCCCCCGGAUGUAAUGGGGGGCCAGUAAGAGCAGUUCGUGUUUCAUUCUACCCUAAUGCUUCAAAUACUCCGAUCCUCUUUGAAACAAAUAACACGUCCUGGAACGCAAGCACUGGUAAAGGUUCUUUCAUUGUGCCUCAAAAUGAGUUUGCUUUGAAUAUUGAGUAUAAGUGGACGGUCGCUGUACUCUAUAAUUAUGGUGAUGAGACGAUUUGGAGUCAGGAAAGUGCCGCUGUUUCGACAAAGAUCUCAGACGAAAUUGCUGUCAAAAUAUCAAUACAAGAUGGCAAUUCGUACGUGCUACCUGGAAAUGACGGUGCAUACCAUAUUCAACUGGAACAAAGUAUAGUGCUCACUUGCACAGUAAUCUCCAGUACCCCACCCCAGAGAACAUGGAAUAAGCGUUCAUAUCGAGGAAAUGAAUCAGUUAUAAGCGAGGAAUUUCAUCCAGAAUUUUCAUCAUCUGGCUUUGCAUGGACAAGUGUGAUAAAUAUUUCCAAGUUUGAGUACGCGGACUCAGGCACUUACAGUUGCUUUGGCUCUGCGGGAAAUAAUGAAGGAGCUGACCACGCAACAUUAUAUGUCUAUGCAAGCGUCAAGGUUGUACAACAAUCUUUGAUGCCUCUUGGAGCGGCUUACAAUUCCACAUACACAGCAGCAAUGAUUCUUCAAGGUUUUCCGAUCUAUAACGCCGAAAUUCAAAUACUUAAUGUGAGGACAGGAAACUACAUCAACUUCAGAGGAAGAAAAUCCGAGUUUACUGCAGAUGGUUACUUAAAACUGUCUGCCCAGUAUCCCUCUUUCAUGUGUUCAAAUACUGGACCUCAUCUCGUUGCUGUGGAACAAGCAGAUUACUCACGGUCAAGGUUUUCAUUCUCCUCACCAUUUAUUAUUACAGAUCCUGACCCUCCAAAAAUUAUUUCUGUGACGAGCGAGUCACAGUCAAGAGUGAAACUGACGUGGAGCGCUGGUCUAUGCAAUAUGCUCCCUCCUCAACAAAUCUACAUUACUGUGACGGAUGUAAUAAGUGGAACUACUCUCUAUCAAAACACUUCGAGUGCCAACAAUAGUUAUAACACCGAAUCUGGUGUCGGUAUUACGAUGGUUGAAAAAGGACCUGAGUUCAGCACAACAUUCAAAACACAGUGGAUCAUACGGGUGUCAUAUCCCGUAUGGAGUCAAGAUUCGCUGUCAUAUUAUGCUGUUUUAUCUGAUAACAUAACCAUCAGUUUUAAGUCGAAUACUUCGUCAAGUACAGCAACUGAGAGACGUCCAGUUGGUUAUCUUUUGAAAAGGAAUGAGACAGUGACCAUCACCUGUCAAAUCUUGGAUACGGAAACGUCAUCCACCUUCUUAUGGUACAAGAAAACGAUAGGAGAACCAUCGCAUUUGAACAACAGUAACAAACGGUCUUGGAUUGAAGGAGAAUAUCUGUAUGGUUCCAUAACUUUAUAUAACUUCGACUAUCACGAUUGUGGCGUGUACACUUGUCAAAUAAACUCUGGUGGGAUGUUUCAAGAAGGAAAAAUCCCUCUGACCGUGGAAGCGCCUAUUGUUGUGCAACAUGUAGAGAAUAAUUUGAGGUCAAAAGUACGACGUGGAAGACUAAAAACAAUCAAGGUUCUAUUUCUUGGCUAUCCCAGACCACAAAUUUACGCUGAAAGAUUGGAUCACCCAGACAGUUCAUGGAUGAACUAUACGGAUUAUCUAAGAGUGAUGAGUGAAGAUGUUUAUUGGAGGGUUAAGGUUGAACGUAACCUGACAUGUGCGGAUACUGGUCUUAUCCGUUUUGUUGUUUUGGAUGAGAAUAUGAAACAUUUUGUAAACUUGGUGGACCGUACACCAUUGAUAGAUCCUGAUCCACCGUCUAUCGUAUCAGUCGAGUAUCUUUCUUCAACCCGUGCAAAAAUUACGUGGAAAGCAAAACGAUGCAACUUUGCUGGCGUUAAGAAGUUAAGAAUUGAGCAAGCGGGAAGUGGCGUGGUCCUCUCAUUCAAUUCAACUAAUUGGGAUAACGAAACUGGAAUUGGUUAUCAGAUUGUAGAGAAUAUUACAGUUAUAGCGAAUGAAACCUAUUAUUGGAAUGUCAGUGUUAUAUAUGGUGAAGGUUCUGAUGAAGCCACAAGUCAACCAAGUCCACUUUUUGAAGCCGUUGUUGUUGAUACUAUUAAUGAAUGCCUGCAAAAUAGUUCUUGCGAUGUCAAUGCAGAAUGCAUAGAUAAAAUCGGUUCCUAUGAUUGUCGAUGUAAACCAGGAUUUUCCGGUGAUGGUCGACUUUCGUGUUCAAAUAUAAAUGAAUGUUUAAACAGCCCAUGUCAUACCAAUGCUAACUGUUCUGACAACGAGGGUUCUUUUGAAUGCAUUUGUAAUCCGGGAUUUUCUGGCAAUGGAGUAAAUUGUACAAACACUGAUGAAUGUUUAACGAAACCUUGUCAUGCAAAUGCCACUUGUACUGACAAAGAAAGUUCUUAUGAGUGUCGAUGUAAUGAUGGAUUUUCAGGAAAUGGAUUUAACUGUUCCAACAUUGACGAAUGCCGUUUAAGCAAUCCAUGCAAUGCAAAUGCCAAUUGUACUGACAACGAGGGUUCUUAUCAGUGUGAAUGCAAUGGUGGAUUUUCAGGAAAUGGAUUCAACUGUUCCAACAUCAAUGAAUGUUUGACUAACCCGUGCGAUGCAAAUGCCAAUUGUACUGACAACGAGGGUUCUUAUCAGUGUCAAUGCAAUGAUGGAUUUUCAGGAAAUGGAUUUAACUGUUCCGACAUCGAUGAAUGUUUAAACAACCCAUGCGAUGCAAAUGCCAGUUGUACAGACAACGAGGGUUCUUAUAAGUGUCAAUGCAAUGAUGGAUUUUAUGGAAAUGGAUUAAACUGUUCCAACAUCAAUGAAUGUUUGACUGACCCAUGCGAUGCAAAUGCCACUUGUACUGACAACGAGGGUUCUUAUCAGUGUGAAUGCAAUGGUGGAUUUUCAGGAAAUGGAUUCAACUGUUUCAACAUUGAUGAAUGUAUGACUAACCCAUGCGAUGCAAAUGCCACUUGUACUGACAACGAGGGUUCUUAUCAAUGUCAAUGCAAUGGUGGAUUUACAGGAAAUGGAUUAAACUGUUUCAACAUUGAUGAAUGUUUGACUAACCCAUGCUAUGCAAAUGCCACUUGUACUGACAACGAGGGUUCUUAUCAGUGUCAAUGCAAUGCUGGUUUUACAGGAAAUGGAUUCAACUGUUCCAACAUUGAUGAAUGUAUGACUAACCCAUGCGAUGCAAAUGCCACUUGUACUGACAACGAGGGUUCUUAUCAGUGUCAAUGCAAUGGUGGAUUUUCAGGAAAUGGAUUCAACUGUUCCAACAUUGAUGAAUGUAUGACUAACCCAUGCGAUGCAAAUGCCACUUGUACUGACAACGAGGGUUCUUAUCAGUGUCAAUGCAAUGGUGGAUUUUCAGGAAAUGGAGUCAACUGUUCCAACAUGAAUGAAUGUUUGACUAACCCAUGCGAUGCAAAUGCAACUUGUACUGACAACGAGGGUUCUUAUCAGUGUCAAUGCAAUGGUGGAUUUUCAGGAAAUGGAUUCAACUGUUCCAACAUUGAUGAAUGUAUGACUAACCCAUGCGAUGCAAAUGCCACUUGUAUUGACAACGAGGGUUCUUAUCAGUGUCAAUGUAAUGGUGGAUUUUCAGGAAAUGGAUUCAACUGUUCCAACAUCAAUGAAUGUUUGACUAACCCAUGCGAUGCAAAUGCAACUUGUACUGACAACGAGGGUUCUUAUCAGUGUCAAUGCAAUGGUGGAUUUUCAGGAAAUGGAUUCAACUGUUCCAACAUCAAUGAAUGUUUGGCUAACCCAUGCGAUGCAAAUGCAACUUGUACUGACAACGAGGGUUCUUAUCAGUGUCAAUGCAAUGGUGGAUUUUCAGGAAAUGGAUUCAACUGUUCCAACAUUGAUGAAUGUAUGACUAACCCAUGCGAUGCAAAUGCCACUUGUACUGACAACGAGGGUUCUUAUCAGUGUCAAUGCAAUGCUGGAUUUUCAGGAAAUGGAUUCAACUGUUCCAACAUUGACGAAUGUGUAACUAACCCAUGCGAUGCAAAUGCAAUUUGUACUGACAACGAGGGUUCUUAUAAGUGUGGAUGCAAUGUUGGAUUUUCAGGAAAUGGAUUCAACUGUUCCAACAUCAAUGAAUGUUUGACUAACCCAUGCCAUGCAAAUGCCACUUGUACUGACAACGAGGGUUCUUAUCACUGUCAAUGCGAUGGUGGAUUUUCAGGAAAUGGAGUCAAAUGUUCCAACAUGAAUGAAUGUUUGACUAACCCAUGCGAUGCAAGUGCAACUUGUACUGACAACGAGGGUUCUUAUCAGUGUCAAUGCAAUGGUGGAUUUACAGGAAAUGGAUUCAACUGUUCCAACAUCAAUGAAUGUUUGACUAACCCAUGCCAUGCAAAUGCCACUUGUACUGACAACGAGGGUUCUUAUCAGUGUCAAUGUGAUGGUGGAUUUUCAGGAAAUGGAGUCAACUGUUCCAACAUCAAUGAAUGUUUGACUAACCCAUGCCAUGCAAAUGCCACUUGUACUGACAGCGAGGGUUCUUAUCAGUGUCAAUGCAAUGGUGGAUUUUCAGGAAAUGGAUUCCACUGUUCCAACAUUGAUGAAUGUUUAACUAACCCAUGCCAUGCAAAUGCCACUUGUACUGACAACGAGGGUUCUUAUCAGUGUCAAUGCGAUGGUGGAUUUUCAGGAAAUGGAUUCAACUGUUCCAACAUCAAUAAAUGUUUGGCUAACCCAUGCGAUGCAAAUGCAACUUGUACUGACAACGAGGGUUCUUAUCAGUGUCAAUGCAAUGGUGGAUUUUCAGGAAAUGGAUUCAACUGUUCCAACAUUGAUGAAUGUAUGACUAACCCAUGCGAUGCAAAUGCCACUUGUACUGACAACGAGGGUUCUUAUCAGUGUCAAUGCAAUGGUGGAUUUACAGGAAAUGGAUUCAACUGUUCCAACAUUGAUGAAUGUUUGACUAACCCAUGCUAUGCAAAUGCCACUUGUACUGACAACGAGGGUUCUUAUCAGUGUCAAUGCAAUGCUGGUUUUACAGGAAAUGGAUUCAACUGUUCCAACAUUGAUGAAUGUAUGACUAACCCAUGCGAUGCAAAUGCCACUUGUACUGACAACGAGGGUUCUUAUCAGUGUCAAUGCAAUGGUGGAUUUUCAGGAAAUGGAUUCAACUGUUCCAACAUUGAUGAAUGUAUGACUAACCCAUGCGAUGCAAAUGCCACUUGUAUUGACAACGAGGGUUCUUAUCAGUGUCAAUGUAAUGGUGGAUUUUCAGGAAAUGGAUUCAACUGUUCCAACAUCAAUGAAUGUUUGACUAACCCAUGCGAUGCAAAUGCAACUUGUACUGACAACGAGGGUUCUUAUCAGUGUCAAUGCAAUGGUGGAUUUUCAGGAAAUGGAUUCAACUGUUCCAACAUCAAUGAAUGUUUGACUAACCCAUGCCAUGCAAAUGCCACUUGUACUGACAACGAGGGUUCUUAUCAGUGUCAAUGCGAUGGUGGAUUUUCAGGAAAUGGAGUCAAAUGUUCCAACAUGAAUGAAUGUUUGACUAACCCAUGCGAUGCAAAUGCAACUUGUACUGACAACGAGGGUUCUUAUCAGUGUCAAUGCAAUGCUGGAUUUACAGGAAAUGGAUUCAACUGUUCCAACAUUGAUGAGUGUAUGACUAACCCGUGCGAUGCAAAUGCCACUUGUACUGACAACGAGGGUUCUUAUCAGUGUCAAUGCAAUGGUGGAUUUUCAGGAAAUGGAUUCAACUGUUCCAACAUUGAUGAAUGUAUGACUAACCCGUGCGAUGCAAAUGCCACUUGUACUGACAACGAGGGUUCUUAUCAGUGUCAAUGCAAUGGUGGAUUUACAGGAAAUGGAUUCAAUUGUUCCAACAUGAAUGAAUGUUUGACUAACCCAUGCGAUGCAAAUGCCACUUGUACUGACAACGAAGGUUCUUAUCAGUGUCAAUGCAAUGCUGGACUUUCAGGAAAUGGAUUCAACUGUUCCAACAUUGAUGAAUGUUUGACUAACCCAUGCCAUGCAAAUUCUACUUGUACUGACAACGAGGGUUCUUAUCAGUGUCAAUGCGAUGGUGGAUUUUCAGGAAAUGGAGUCAACUGUUCCAACAUGAAUGAAUGUUUGACUAACCCGUGCGAUGCAAAUGCCACUUGUACUGACAACGAGGGUUCUUAUCAGUGUCAAUGCAAUGCUGGAUUUACAGGAAAUGGAUUCAACUGUUCCAACAUUGAUGAAUGUAUGACUAACCCGUGCGAUGCAAAUGCCACUUGUACUGACAACGAGGGUUCUUAUCAGUGUCAAUGCAAUGGUGGAUUUACAGGAAAUGGAUUCAAUUGUUCCAACAUGAAUGAAUGUUUGACUAACCCAUGCGAUGCAAAUGCCACUUGUACUGACAAUGAAGGUUCUUAUCAGUGUCAAUGCAAUGCUGGACUUUCAGGAAAUGGAUUCAACUGUUCCAACAUUGAUGAAUGUUUGACUAACCCAUGCGAUGCAUAUGCCACUUGUACUGACAACGAGGGUUCUUAUAAGUGUCGAUGCAAUGGUGGAUUUUCGGGAAAUGGAUUCAACUGUUCCAACAUGAAUGAAUGUUUGACUAACCCAUGCGAUGCAAAUGCCAGUUGUACUGACAACGAGGGUUCUUAUGAGUGUGGAUGUAAUGUUGGAUUUUCAGGAAAUGGAUUCAACUGUUCUAACAUUGAUGAAUGUUUAGCUGACCCGUGUCAUGCUAAUGCAAGCUGUGCUGACAAUCAAGGUUCUUAUGAAUGCCUGUGCAAUGUUGGCUACACAGGGGAUGGAAUUUCAAAUUGUGCAAAUAUUGAUGAGUGCUUAAAAAUUUUAUGCGAUGCUAACGCAGAUUGCCUGGAUUCCCAUGGAUCGUACACCUGUCGUUGUAAAUCUGGAUUUAGUGGAAAUGGAACUGUUUGUGAAAACAUAGACGAAUGCCUGACACGACCAUGCGAUGGUAAUGCCAAGUGUACUGACAGUAAUGGUUCAUAUGAUUGUCAAUGUGAUCUUGGAUAUUCUGGAAAUGGAUUGAAUUGUUCAAAUGUAAAUGAAUGUUUGACCAGCAAACAUGUAUGCCAUGCAAAUGCUGAUUGUUUUGACAAUGAUGGUUCCUAUGACUGCCAGUGUCGUGCUGGAUAUACUGGGGAUGGAUUUAAUUGUUCAAACAUUGAUGAAUGUUUGACUAACCCAUGCGAUGCAAAUGCCACUUGUACUGACAACGAGGGUUCUUAUCAGUGUCAAUGUAAUGGUGGAUUUUCAGGAAAUGGAUUCAACUGUUCCAACAUUGAUGAAUGUUUGACUAACCCAUGCGAUGCAAAUGCCACUUGUACUGACAACGAGGGUUCUUAUCAGUGUCAAUGUAAUGAUGGAUUUUCAGGAAAUGGAUUCAACUGUUCUAACAUUGACGAAUGUUUGACUAACCCAUGCGAUGCAAACGCCACUUGUACUGACAACGAGGGUUCUUAUCAGUGUCAAUGCAAUGAUGGAUUUUCAGGAAAUGGAUUCAAUUGCUCCAACAUUGAUGAAUGUUUGAUUAACCCAUGCGAUACAAAUGCCACUUGUACUGACAACGAGGGUUCUUAUGAGUGUCGAUGUAAUGUUGGAUUUUCAGGAAAUGGAUUCAACUGUUCCAACAUUGACGAAUGUUUGACUAACCCAUGCGAUGCAAAUGCCACUUGUACUGACAACGAGGGUUCUUAUCAGUGUCAAUGCAAUGGUGGAUUUUCAGGAAAUGGAUUCAAUUGUUCAAACAUUGAUGAAUGUUUGACUGACCCAUGCGAUGCAAAUGCCACUUGUACUGACAACGAGGGUUCUUAUCAAUGCCAAUGCAGUGAUGGAUUUUCUGGAGAUGGCUUGAAUUGCUCUAAUAUUGACGAAUGUAAGAUGGAUCCAUGUGGUAGAAAUGCUAACUGUACUGACAACAAAGGAUCUUAUGACUGUCAUUGUAAUAACGGAUAUACUGGAAAUGGACUGAACUGUUCCAACAUUGAUGAAUGUUUGACUAACGCAUGCGAUGCAAAUGCCACUUGUACUGACAACGAGGGUUCUUAUCAGUGUGAAUGCAAUGGUGGAUUUUCAGGAAAUGGAUUCAACUGUUCCAACAUCAAUGAAUGUUUGACUAACCCAUGCAAUGCAAAUGCAACUUGUACUGACAACGAGGGUUCUUAUCAGUGUCAGUGCAAUGGUGGAUUUUCAGGAAAUGGAUUCAACUGUUCCAACAUCAAUGAAUGUUUGACUAACCCAUGCGAUGCAAAUUCCACUUGUACUGACAACGAGGGUUCUUAUCAGUGUCAGUGCAAUAGUGGAUUUUCAGGAAAUGGAUUUAACUGUUCCAACAUCGAUGAAUGUUUAAACAACCCAUGCGAUGCAAAUGCCACUUGUACUGACAACGAGGGUUCUUAUCAAUGCCAAUGCCGUGAUGGAUUUUCUGGAGAUGGCUUGAAUUGCUCUAAUAUUGACGAAUGUAAGAUGGAUCCAUGUGGUAGAAAUGCUAACUGUACUGACAACCAAGGAUCUUAUGAAUGUCAUUGUAAUGACGGAUAUACUGGAAAUGGACUGAACUGUUCCAAUAUUGAUGAAUGUUCAAGCGAUCCAUGUGAUGUAAACGCUAAAUGUACUGACAAUCCUGGUUCCUAUGAAUGUCGUUGUAAUGAUGGCUACACUGGAAAUGGUUUUACUUGCACAAACAUUAAUGAAUGUUCAAUUGGCACUGCGUGUGGAGCUGGUGGAAUAUGUAUCGACAGUAUUGGAUCAUACCGAUGUUCCUGUUUUCAAGGAUAUACUGGAAAUGGACUGAACUGUUCCAACAUCGAUGAAUGUUUAAACAACCCAUGCGAUGCAAAUGCCAGUUGUACUGACAACGAGGGUUCUUAUAAGUGUCAAUGCAAUGGUGGAUUUUCAGGAAAUGGAUUCAAUUGUUCCAACAUCGAUGAAUGUUUGACUAACCCAUGCGAUGCAAAUGCCAGUUGCACUGACAACGAGGGUUCUUAUAAGUGUAAAUGCAAUGCUGGAUUUUCAGGAAAUGGAUUCAAUUGUUCCAACAUCGAUGAAUGUUUAAACAACCCAUGCGAUGCAAAUGCCACUUGUACUGACAACGAGGGUUCUUAUCAAUGCCAAUGCCGUGAUGGAUUUUCUGGAGAUGGUUUGAAUUGCUCUAAUAUUGACGAAUGUAAGAUGGAUCCAUGUGAUAGAAAUGCUAACUGUACUGACAACCAAGGAUCUUAUGAAUGUCAUUGUAAUGGCGGAUAUACUGGAAAUGGACUGAACUGUUCCAAUAUUGAUGAAUGUUCAAGCGAUCCAUGUGAUGUAAACGCUAAAUGUACUGACAAUCCUGGUUCCUAUGAAUGUCGUUGUAAUGAUGGCUACACUGGAAAUGGUUUUACUUGCACAAACAUUAAUGAAUGUUCAAUUGGCACUGCGUGUGGAGCUGGUGGAAUAUGUAUCGACAGUAUUGGAUCAUACCGAUGUUCCUGUUUUCAAGGAUAUACUGGAAAUGGACUGAACUGUUCCAACAUCGAUGAAUGUUUAAACAACCCAUGCGAUGCAAAUGCCAGUUGUACUGACAACGAGGGUUCUUAUAAGUGUCAAUGCAAUGGUGGAUUUUCAGGAAAUGGAUUCAAUUGUUCCAACAUCGAUGAAUGUUUGACUAACCCAUGCGAUGCAAAUGCCAGUUGCACUGACAACGAGGGUUCUUAUAAGUGUAAAUGCAAUGCUGGAUUUUCAGGAAAUGGAUUCAAUUGUUCCAACAUCGAUGAAUGUUUAAACAACCCAUGCGAUGCAAAUGCCACUUGUACUGACAACGAGGGUUCUUAUCAAUGCCAAUGCCGUGAUGGAUUUUCUGGAGAUGGUUUGAAUUGCUCUAAUAUUGACGAAUGUAAGAUGGAUCCAUGUGAUAGAAAUGCUAACUGUACUGACAACCAAGGAUCUUAUGAAUGUCAUUGUAAUGGCGGAUAUACUGGAAAUGGACUGAACUGUUCCAAUAUUGAUGAAUGUUCAAGCAAUCCAUGUCAUGUAAACGCUAAAUGUACUGACAAUCCUGGUUCUUUUGAAUGUCGUUGUAAUGAUGGCUACACUGGAAAUGGUUUUACUUGCACAAACAUUGAUGAAUGUUCAACUGGCACUGCGUGUGGAGUUGGUGGAAUAUGUAUCGACAGUAUUGGAUCAUACCGAUGUUCCUGUUUUCAAGGAUAUACUGGAGUGACUUUUUGUGAAGAUAUCGAUGAAUGUAUUAAUAAUCCGGACAUUUGUCCCGAGAACAGUAAAUGUGUAAACAAGCAAGGCUCUCAUAGUUGCGAUUGUAAUGUUGGUUAUGGUGGGUCAUCAUCAUCGUGUACAAUCUUACCCGACACGUUCAUUGACAUCACAUUCCAACUACAAAAUGCAGUGUUCACUGAAUCACUAAACGAUAAAAACUCCGAAGACUAUAAAAUUCUUGCACAAACUGUUACCAGAAAUUUUGAUGCUGAAUAUGCUAACACGCCAGAAUAUCGUCGAGCUAAUGUCCUUGGUUUCAGUAAAGGAAGUGUGAUUUGUCAGGUCGAAAUCGUUAUGGUGCCAGAUUCCUUGGAAAAAAUUAAUCUUAUUUUGGACGACAUCGUUAAGACUGGGAAUCUUGGUAACUUGACAGUCGUACCUGAUUCAUUUAAUAUCACUACGGAUAUACCAGCUUUGAGUAAUAUUAAAAUGGAAGUCAAGUACAGUGGUGAAGCUGGUAAACUCUUGGAAAUAACAUGCACCGUUAGUGGACCAUCAUUACCAAGCUUUGAAUGGAGACACAAUGAUACGAUAUUGUCCUUAUCAGACAGAGUGAAGAUUGAAACCAACGACAAAGUUUCAAUUCUUUCUGUCCGCCAAACAAAGAAAUCAGACUCCGGCACUUACUACUGUAUUGUUAAUAAAUGGAGAGAUACAAUUAAUAGCAGUGUACAGAUAGAAGUUAAAGUCAUUCUUGUUGUUGAAGCAUUACCGUUAUCCGUUGCCAUGACUGAAGGUGAUCCAAUAAAAUUAACGUGCAACGUUACUAAAGGCGAUGAGCCAAAUAUACAAAUCAAAUGGUUCAAUUCAAAACAGUCUGGUGUCAUUGCUGAAAGCAAAGAAUUAGACUUAUCGGGUAAAAAACUGUCAGAUCCGAGUUUUACUGCAAUAUACUGGUGCACCGCAAAUAAUUCCUACAGGACAAGUGAGAAGAGUAACAACGUUAGCGUACAUAUUUCUAAAGCUUUGAGUGAUAUUAAAAUGGAAGUCAAGUACAGUGGUGAAGCUGGUAAACUCUUGGAAAUAACAUGCACCGUUAGUGGACCAUCAUUACCAAGCUUUGAAUGGAGACACAAUGAUACGAUAUUAUCCUUAUCAGACAGAGUGAAGAUUGAAACCAACGACAAAGUUUCAAUUCUUUCUGUCCGCCAAACAAAGAAAUCAGACUCCGGCACUUACUACUGUAUUGUUAAUAAAGGGAAAGAUACAAUUAAUAGUAGUGUACAGAUAGAAGUUAAUAUCAUUCCUGUUGUUGAAGCAUUACCGUUAUCCGUUUCUAUGACUGAAGGUGAUCCAAUAAAAUUAACAUGCAACGUUACUGAAGGCGAUGAGCCAAAUAUACAAAUCAAAUGGUUCAAUUCAAAACAGUCUGGUGUCAUUGCUGAAAGCAAAGAAUUGGACUUAUCUGGUAAAAAAUUGACAGAUAGUGAACCUAGUUUCACUGCAGUAUACUGGUGCACCGCAAAGAAUUCCUACAGGACAAGUGAAAAGAGUAACGACGUUAGCGUGAAUAUUGUUUCCAAAGAUUUCGACGAGUUCUGUUUCAGUGACAAUAAGGGAGGUUACAACUGGGAGAAGACUACUGUUGGUACUUUAGUUCUAAAAGAUUGCCCUGAAGGGACAUCAGGAACUGUUCGCAGAUCCUGCAGCAACACAAAUGGCAAGCCCGUCUGGGGUGAUGUGAAUCAAGACAAUUGUAGAAAUAAUAAAGUUAUUGAUCUCCUUGAUAAGAUCAUCUUAUUUGACGAAGGCUUUAAAACAGAUGAUAUCAGCGAUAUAAUUCAAGAGACUACAAAUGUUUCAAAUGAAGAUGAUCUUUUUGUUCAAGACGUGGAAGACAUCGUCGAUGUUCUUGAGAAGACAAAACAGAAAACCCAAACCCAAAAUGAUCGUGAGAAUUUCAUUCGUUCAUCAAGUAAUAUCAUUAAUCCGGAAAGGAAAGAUGUUUGGAAGAAAGUGCCGUCAAGAAAUAGUUUGGCUAAGAAGAUUAUUAGUGGUGCAGAUCUAAAUGCGAAAAACUUCGUUUCACAAAGUGGAAAAACAGGAGAAGUUGUAUCGUAUACCACCCCAAAUAUAGACGUCCGUGGGAUACGAUUAUCUGCAGUAAAACCUGACGAACCUAAAGACUUGUACUUAAUGGAUACUGUGGGCGAAGGCGUUGUUAUUCCCGGUAAUGUGACAACUAACAUCACCCAAGCAACGGUGGUAAAGUACAGUUCAAUUAAGGAAAUUUUAUCUGAGGAUGAAUUGGAGAAAAGUGUGGAUGACAGCAUAACAUCGAGUGAUUCGCUGACUAUAAGAAGUACCGUAAUGUCCUUCACAACAGAACCACGACUGCCCGAAUUGCUUGAUGAGCCUUUUAAGAUCAUUCUUCAAAAUAACCAGACUGGUUAUAAGAAUCCAAAACGAACGUGUGCGUUCACAGAACCAAGCGUUAACAACAGUAAAUGGAGUAGUGAAGGUUGUGUACUGAACGAGGAAGAAUCAAACGAAAGAAAUGUGACGUGUGAUUGUAACCAUAACUCUGCCUUUGCCAUCAUGAUGGAUGUCUCUGGAGUAGAAGUAACAGAGGAGGAACUUAAAAUAUUGGAGACGAUUUCAACCGUAGGAUGUUCACUAUCGUUGCUCGGGAUUGUCCUCACAGCUCUCAUGCAAGUUUGCUUCUGGAAGCAAGUAAAAUCACCUCGCGCUAAAGUGUUACUCAGUCUAUGUGUGGCUAUUGGUUUCACGGAUAUUUUCGCGAUACUUGAAGGCGUUGCAAGAGAUAGUCCCAAUUUUUGCAAAGCAGUCGCCGCUCUUCUCCAUUAUUUCGUGCUUUCUGCGUUCGGAUGGAUGUUGUGUGAGGGGAUAUUACUGUAUAUCUUGCUGAUCAGGGUCUUUGAUGGAGUACGUGGCAAACAUUGGAAAAUCUUCAAUUUCAUCGGCUGGGGUAUCCCUCUUCUCAUUGUUGUCGUGUCACUUGGAGCAACUCAAGGUGAAGGAUAUGGCAGUGACUCUUCGUGUUGGCUCAGUAUUGACAACAAUUUGAUUUGGGCGUUUGUUGGACCAGCAUUUCUUGUUAUAUUGGCCAAUACUAUCGUAUUUGUCAUGGUCCUACGAACAAUGAUGCGAUCUCACAAAGUGAAAUCACAGGACAAUAUUACUAAAGUCAGAACAGGUGUAAAAGCUGCUGUUGUCAUUUUCCCAAUUCUUGGUUUAACUUGGGUGUUUGGAUUGAUGACAUUCAACAGAGAAACUUUAAUUUUCCGAUAUCUUUUUGCCGUGUUCAACUCCGCACAAGGCAUGCUCAUUUUCCUCUUCCAUUGCGUCCUAAAUAAACAGAUGCGAGAUGUUGUCCGCAACAGUACAAUAAGACGAAGUACAUUCUCCACUAGUUUUGACAAGAAGACUAUGAAAAAGGCACCUAAGAACUCAACUAGUUCACCGACGAAGAAUUCCGAUUCUGGUAUUAACGAGAAGAUGGUGAGACAAAAUGCCAGACUUCAGUUGGAAAGUAGCAACUGGACCUCUGAGAGCGGAGGUUAUAAUAAUUUCAACGUGUCUGUAGCAGAGGAAAUGAAGGAAAAUGAUGAUCAAAAUGAAAACAACAUUUCGCCCGUUCAAGGAGAUGAUGAAGCUGGUAAUAGCUUGUCAAAUGUGUCCGAAGGACGUGAAAACCCUGUUGAAAGGAACAAUGAUGCUUUUGAAACAGACAGCAAGGGCUACCACAGUGCAGGCUCUGAGGAGCAUUCGUCUUCAACAGACAGACCUUCUAGCAACGAGGAAGCCCCCUUAAAUGUAUAAUCUCAUGAAAUAUUCUUAUCAGCAAAGCUUCGCUGCAAGCUGUUGCCUUGCAAUCAACACAGUGUUGUGGUGAAAUGACUAAAAUCCGCCAAUAUUGUGCACAAUUAAGUAACUUUUGUAUCCCAUAUUUCACGAACAGUAGAAUUCAUAAGUUUAUAUAUAAAGAACUAUGUUAUGUCAGAAAGUAAAAUCGAGAUGCGUCAAUUUUUCGACCUCUCUCAAACAAUGCAAUGUUAGCCAUGAGCUUUAAAUCAAUGUCAAAAAUUUGUUUUGAUUUUGAAGAUUUUGACAUCGCACCUAAUUCUGCCAAUCAAAGCCUUGAAGUGCUAAUGCUGUUGAAUAUUAAAUUCAACCCGGAUAUGAUCAUUAUAGCUCCUUCAUAGGUUCUACAUCUUCUAAAAUAACGUUUUCUGAGUUAAUGUUGUUCUUGUACUUAUUAUUAUUGAUGGUGUACGUAUUGUUCACUGCGAGAGGUCGACUUAAUGUUUUCUGUAAAAAUUCCGGAGUGACAGAAAUACUUGACUUCCUUCGACUUCUCUCGUCACUAGUUGAAAGGGUACCACCUGAAAAAGGUUAAACUCAUGAAAAACGAAAAAUGACACUUCGAGAUUAGGCGUAAUCUUUCAGAAUACCGGCCUUGUUAAUGUUGGUAUUGUGCAGGACAAGCUAUGGUAAACGAACUUUUCAAAAAUCACUCACAGGUGUUAUUGUUGAGAGCUGUGACAUUGAUGUGUGUCGCGUGAAAUGUUUUUUUUCCUUUAAUGAUUGCAUCAUGAAUCUUAAAAAAGAGAAAUAUUGAACUACUUAAA